Messenger RNA from Poeciliopsis prolifica (blackstripe livebearer), 3607 nucleotides. RefSeq names its product coiled-coil domain-containing protein 85C-A-like. The transcript is spliced from 5 exons. The coding region runs from base 217 to 1203 and encodes 328 amino acids. Gene Ontology annotation, cellular component: apical junction complex. Lineage: Eukaryota; Metazoa; Chordata; Actinopteri; Cyprinodontiformes; Poeciliidae. The record is from RefSeq and is a predicted model, not a curated record.
UUAAGUGGCAGCCCCACUCUCUCUCUCUCAGUGUCUCUGCUGCUUCAGGAGCAACAAAUUCUGAUCUGGGAUGUUGGGAACUCUCUGAAUCCGCUGGUUGUGUUUUCCCCCUGCCGGUUCUGGUUCUGUUCCUUCCGCAGGAUGGGUUCUAUCAUAACUUAGCUGUUCCAGACCUGUUGGAGGACUGCUUGCACGUUUCCACGCACCGGUUCGGACAUGGAGGACCUGAUCCGGCUCUCCGACCAGGACCUGCAGAGGUUCGGGAAGGAGGACCUGAUCCGGACGCUGCGGGCUCUGCAGAACCGCAGCACGGAGGUGAUGCUGGAGCACGGGAAGCUGAUGAAGGACGUGAACCGCAGCCUGCAGGUCCACCUGCAGGAGAUCCGGAGCCUGAAGGAGGUGAACCAGAAGCUGCAGGAGGACAACCAGGAGUUGCGGGAGCUCUGCUGCUUCCUGGACGAUGACCGGCAGAAGGACCGGAAGGUGUCCCGGGAGUGGCAGCGCUUCGGCCGCUACACGGCCGGCGUGCUGUGGCGGGAGCUGGGGCUGUACCAGCAGAAGCUGACCGAGCUGGAGGCCGGGCAGGAGGCUCUGUGGGCGGAGAACGCCGAGCUCAAGGAGAUCGUCCUCAUGCUGGACGAGGAGAGGAGCGGAGCCGGGUCCCGGAGCUCCAUCGACAGCCAGUCCAGCCUGAGCGGACCGGUGCCGCCCCGGGACGGAGGCGACGGGAGCAGCGGGGGGAGUCCGGACCACCAGACCGCCUACCUGAAGGGCUGCGGGGGGAAGGCGGGCCCUCUGCGGCGCUCCGUGGACGAUCUGUCCGCUCAUGGAGGCACCGAUAUAUCAGAGUGCUACAUCAGAGAGCUAGAGAACAAGGUGAGGAUCCUGGAGGAUGAAAAGAAACUGCUGACAAUGCAGAACCAUCCUCGGACUCCCAGUGGAGAACUGUCCCCCACAGGGUUCUACCUGCCUCUGGCACAGAAACCCGAAGCUGUGGUCCAUGCCAUGAAGGUGCUGGAGGUUCAUGAGAAGCUGGACAGUCAGAACUCCAGGGAAUACAAUGAAGACCUCAACGAUAAGGAGAAAGCCAUCGUCAGAGAGAUGUGCAACGUGGUUUGGAGAAAGCUGGGCGACGCUGCAGGCACCAAGCUCUCUGUUCGACAGCAGCUGUCAGGAAACCAGCUCCAAGAUCCGGUCCAGUAGGAGAACCCACCACCAAACCCACAGCAUGAUCCUCAAACGGAUGCAGUCGGGGGAAAUGGACACACCUUUAACUACACAAAUGCACAAAGUUUCAACAGUCCUGGACAGGAUGCUGAAACGGCUCGCUGAUGCCACCAUGUGGAUUUACUGUGUAAAUACAGUUUUAAAUCGGUAUAUGUUCAGAUCCAUCCACAGUCUUCCACUUUCCUGAGAUCUCAGAGGUAAGCGGUCCAAGGCGUCCUUCUCCCUACUGACUCCAGAUCGCUUGGACCCUUCAUUGGGUUCUGGGUCUCCCUUCAUCUCUAUCGACGACAUCCUCCUCUACAACUGGAUUUCCCCCCAUAAACUCAGAGGGGACCUCUAAGGGAGCCGAUUUCAGUCUAACUUGGUAAAAACCAGCCCCUUUCUCUACGCUUUGCUUCCCACAAAGAGCCUGAGCCAUCGGCGGCAAUUCAGAAACGAUCGCUAAUGGCUAACGGUCGGCCGUGACGUAUGCAAUGCGCCAGUAUCGCCCCAAUGAAGCUCAUCGGAAGUUGCCUGCUUUUUAUUUUUAAACAGCCGUCCUCCAUUGUGAAGAGAAACGCAUCGAGCUGAACGAGACGGCUGUGAAUGUUAGCUUAAUAUCUGGAAACAUGGCCCACACGCACUGAAGGGUUCCGUUCACUUCCUCUGCUAAAACUACAGACAGACUACAACUGUAAAACAGCGCAGAAAAUCGACGUCAUCGUUCUCGACGUCUUCUGUUCGCUGAUUGGCCGGUUGGAAUGCUAAAUUCUAAAUCCGAAGCUUCAUAUUUCAGCUUCACCAGGACAGACUGGAGAAUUGUAUUCAUGAAGAGACAAAGCUGUGAUUUAUCUGCCUGUUUUCUGCGCCAUUCUGCAGUCACGCAGAACCACAGCAUUCAAAUUUUUUUAUUUUUUUAAUUUUAGAACCACAGCAUUCCCUAGGUUUCCACAGGCCAUAGUGACGUCGGCUCGUCUGGCGCCGCCAUUUUGUUUGACAGUUAACGACACAAUAUUUGGGCCAGACUAAGAUUUAGUUUUAUUCUUAAUUACGAGAAUUAAGUCACAAUUUUAGGGGAAUUGAGUAGUAAUAAAAUAAAAGUACCUAACCCAAACUUUUUUUUCUAAUUUUUUUUUAACUUCCCUGCUAAUAUUAUGACUGCAUAUUCUCAUAAUUAAACAAAAAUUCUGGUAGCCUAGCCUUAAUACUAAAAAAAGGGGAGGGGGGUACUUUUUGGUAAUUUAUAAUUUCUUUUUUUCUUUUUUCGAAAAGAAAGCAAGGGGAUCAAAUCAAAUUGGAAAUUGCAUCUGGUAAAAAAUCGGAGAUUUAAUUUUCAUACCAUAUCACCCAGCCCUACGCAGAAACAACACACUCUCUGUGUACCUUGUUAGGUACACCUUUUCAGUUGCAUGCAGAGGAGAAUGGACAGACAGUGUUGAGAUAUAAAGGCGAUAUUAGGUUGAAUAAUUGAUUAUUACUUCAGUGAAUACACCCAGAAGGAGAAGUUCACCUUUAAGUCUCAACAGAAUCACAUCUUUGGCAAACAUGAUGAACUGUCCCAGCCAUGCUGCAGCUUUUCCUUCCAUCUUAGCACAAUGUUUGACGUCUUUUAACAUGGCUGGCUAAUGCAUAUCCUCUAAAUAGCAAGGACCUUUAAUUCAUCUACAUCAGAGGAAUAUGAAAGCAUGUUUUUGCUUCAAAGUAAUUUUUUAAAAGAAUCUCUUCUUAGAAAUUUCAGUUGCCUACAGCUGAAAUAAAGUUGCUGUCUGUUGCUUGUUUGUGCAGAACUGAAAUUAGAGGAUGAUGUGGAAAAUCUCAACAAAAUCAGUGCAAACACUUUCUAAUAAUCCAAUUAUUUACACUGAUUUGUUCCCCAAACUCCUGAGCAACCUCAGAUAUAAAUGCUUUACCUUGAGCCUGAUCUGACUGAGGAAACAGAGGAUCAGUUUUCCACAAAGUUUGUUGUUAAUUUGAUCCCACUGGUGUUUAAGAGUAUGUACUAUGUGCUCCCUUUCUGUCAGGAGUAGAUACGCUGCCUUAAUGUAGAUUUUACAGCUUAUAUAUCUGUUAAGUAAAUGGAGUUUAGCUGGAUUUUAAACCUGCCCACAGUGAUUCAGAGUUUUCUGUCUAAAAAUAAACACAAUACUUUAAAUUAGGUUUUAUGGUCUGAAAUAAAUGCUUUUGUUUGUAAGUAAAAAACGAGACGAGCACAUUUUAUUGUAUGGAUUGGUGGAAAAGAAAAACAUUAGAAACAGCUGGUUUCUGUAUGUGUGUAUGUAGCUGCAGAUGUAUUUUAGCAAACCUGUUAUUCAUGAGAAUAGCUUAAGAAAAUGAAAAUACUUUUAGAUGAAUAUUAAAUUUUUUUUUAUAAAUGUGUGCUGCUUUAUUGCUUGUUUAAAUU